Telopea speciosissima is the source of this 640-nucleotide messenger RNA. RefSeq names its product 40S ribosomal protein S26-2-like. Gene Ontology annotation, biological process: translation. The transcript is spliced from 5 exons. Bases 66 to 449 code for a protein of 127 amino acids. Lineage: Eukaryota; Viridiplantae; Streptophyta; Magnoliopsida; Proteales; Proteaceae. The record is from RefSeq and is a predicted model, not a curated record. Gene Ontology annotation, cellular component: cytosolic small ribosomal subunit; ribosome. Gene Ontology annotation, molecular function: mRNA binding; structural constituent of ribosome.
AAACUCCCGCUACCAAGUUCUCUGCGCCGGCAGGAGAUCUCUGAUCUCUCUGAGUUACAUAGGCAAUGACGUUCAAGAGGAGAAACGGGGGACGAAACAAGCAUGGCAGGGGCCAUGUCAACUUCAUCCGCUGUUCCAACUGCGGCAAAUGCUGCCCCAAGGAUAAGGCAAUCAAACGAUUCCUUGUUCGGAACAUCGUAGAACAGGCUGCGGUUCGUGAUGUUCAGGAAGCUUGCGUUUACGAUGGCUACACGCUUCCGAAGCUCUACGCUAAGAUGCAAUACUGUGUCUCGUGUGCUAUCCACUCUCACGUGGUUCGUGUGAGGUCCCGCACCGAUCGCCGCAAACGUGAGCCUCCUCAGCGUUUCAGACGCAGGGAUGAUAUGGGUAAGCCUGGACAGGGUCAGGGUCAACGCGCACCUGGGGCUCCAAAUCCUGUCCGUCCAUGAUGAGUUUUUUGCUUUAGUAUCUGGAAUUUAUAAUUCUGUAGCUCGAGGUGGUCAAUGUACUUAAACAAACGAUUAGUAUUUCAAUUUUGUCGCAGAGUUUUAUUAACUACCUUCUUGUUUGAAUUUGGGUACUUAAAUGUUACACAUUGAACAUUUGAAUAUUCUCUCAUAAUGGAAUUUUAGUUUCCUUA